ACGUGCCGAGGAUUUUCCGUUCGCGUCAGCGGUUGCGCCGCUUAAAGCAUUACUCCGGUACCUGUUGCCGUUCUGCAGAAAACAUCGUUUAUCUAUAUCGGAUAGUGGCUUUUGCGAGCAGAAUACGAGUGCUUCCAAUCGCGCUUUCAGGCGGACGGUUCGCGAUUGUGUUUCCACAGUGUUGACGAAGUGCGUCAGGUAGCGCGCACUUACUUCGAGAUGCAGCUGCCGGGUUUGUUCACCGUGCCGGACUGGGUAGUUUUGGGUGUUACUGCAACUGUACUGCUGUACCUGUACGCUGCGAGACACCGGAACUACUGGAAGAACCAAAAUGUCACACAGGAGCCGUUCGCUCUCAUUUUCGGGCCGUUUCUUAAGCUACUUUACAUGCCGUUUUUUGCACUUGACCAAGAAAGAUAUCAGAAAUAUGGAAAAGUGUUCGGAGCAUACGAAGGUGGAAAGCCAACACUGUUCGUCGCCGAGCCCGAGAUCAUUAAGAAGGUUCUGGUGAAAGAUUUUGCCUCGCUUCCAAAUAGAAGGCGCGUGACCUUCCAGGACUCUUUAUUGGACAACAUGAUGAGCACUGCUCCAGCGGAACGAUGGCGCAAAAUUCGUCCUGCAGUGAGCCCUGCCUUCUCUACGGGAAAGCUGAAGAGGAUGACUGCACUCAUUGAAGACUGCGCAAAAAUCACGAGGGAGCAUUUGCAAAAGGCAGCGGAGAAGAACGAUAAUAUUGACGCAAAGCAGUUUUUCGGGCAUUUUUCCUUAGAUACCAUUGCCAGAUGCGCAUUUGGAACGACCCUGGAUUCCUAUUCCGAUCAGACGAACUUGUUCGUGUCAAAGGCAAGAGAAGCCUUUGGACAAGAUCUGAACCUGAAAAUUAUAUUGUUCUUUAUGUUCCCUGGGCUAUUUAAACUUCUGAAAAUUAAACCAGCCAAUUCGGAUGUGUUCCAGUACUUCAAAUCACUUUCAGUGAAUAUUAUAAAACAGAGGCAGGAAAAGGACAAUCGCAACGAAGAUUUUCUGCAACUAAUGAUGGAUGCUCAAGAAGGGAACCUUGCAGCCCCAAUAGAAAACACAAAAACCCGUGACGACGAACUUUACAACUUGGGUGACGAUGAGAAGACCGUCCAGUUUUCUUCAGACAAAACUGUCACAGAGGAUGAAGCUAUGGCACAGUGCGUGCUGUUCUUCCUCGCUGGCCAAGACACAACUUCGUCUGUUAUUUCAUUUACUCUUUACCUAUUGGCUUUGCACCCAGAAAUACAAGACAAACUGAGGGAGGAGGUGAACGAGUGCUUUGCCAAACACGACAACCGACCACCCUUUGAUGUGAUAUCGAAGCAGAAGUACCUGAAUGCAGUUAUUUCCGAAUCGAUGAGGAUAUUUCCCCCUUCUGUCAGGAUUGAACGAUCGACAACCGAGCCAUACAGAAUUGAUGGUACAAAUAUCGUCGCUCCUGAGGAAUGCGUCGUGGCCAUACCAGUCUAUGCCAUGCACCAUGACGCACAGUAUUUCCCUGAGCCAGAGAAGUUCGAUCCUGAAAGAUUCAGCGACGAGAACCUAUCAUCUAUCCGGCCUUACACGUAUCUACCAUUCGGUGCGGGCCCGAGGAACUGCGUUGGUAUGAGGUUCGCCCUGCACGCUGUCAAACUAUGCCUUAUGAACGCCAUCCACUGCGCCAGAUUUGUCCGAACGCCAAAAACUCAGGUUCCACUGAGCUUCUACAACGGAUCUGGGCUUAUGAACGCCAGAGACAUAACUCUUGGAGUUCGUCCACUCGACUCUCCACCGAACUGAGGUUCUGGUCCUUGAAGCGACAGAUUUGCUUGCGUUCAUUGCAGCUUCAGCAUUCUUGAACCGCAAGGCGCAAUAUGGGAGUCUCUAUACACGACCUCCUACAGGAGCACCCACCUGAACCGCGUGACGGCAUCUGUAUUUCACACUACUCCUAAAGAUCUUGGGGUCUUGUACAUAUAUAAGGGUUACCGUCAGCUGAAUAGUAAAAAAAUAUCAAGCACGUA
Molecule: messenger RNA, 2024 nt
Organism: Ornithodoros turicata
Lineage: Eukaryota; Metazoa; Arthropoda; Arachnida; Ixodida; Argasidae
Product: cytochrome P450 3A24-like
Exons: 14
Coding region: 220-1800 (526 amino acids)
Molecular function (GO): iron ion binding; oxidoreductase activity, acting on paired donors, with incorporation or reduction of molecular oxygen; steroid hydroxylase activity
Source: RefSeq, a predicted model, not a curated record